AUGGUGCAUGCUCAGAGCAGCAAUAAUAACGACAACAGCACGAUUCUCCGAAAUCAGACGCAAUCGAUUUCGCAGCAGCUCACGCAGCUCACUGGCAAUUCGUUGGCUGAGACCGAGCAUGUUAUGGAUGAAUGGAUUGGAAAACGUCAAUGGGAUUUGACAACUUCGGCACAAUUCGAUGAUGAGGUCUUAAACCCGCUUCGAAACCUUCGUGUUGCUUUUAUCGUUGUUGAUUUCCAAAACGAUUUUGUAAACGGAUCGCUGAAAAUCGGGGAUGGAGAUGCUGAGCAGGAUCCACAUCUUGCGAUUCCGCACAUCAACCAGCUUCUCAAUGAAUCUUGGGAUUUAAUUGUAUACACAAAGGAUUGGCAUCCGGAGAAUCACAUCUCAUUCCUCAGUCAGGCCCGAAAUCCAGAUCGUGUAAUGGAUGGAGCCGAUGAGAAAAGAAAUCUCGCCGUUUUUGACAGUGUUCAGUUUCUGAAACCCAUUAAAACUGAACAGGUUCUAUAUCCGGAUCAUUGUAUUCAAGGAUCAUGGGGAUCCGAUAUUCAUCCAGACAUUUCGAUCGUUGAAAAUGCGGAAUAUAUUCAUAAAGGUGUUGAUCCAUAUCUCGAUUCAUACAGUGCAUUUUAUGAUAAUAAUGGACAAUCGAAAACCACGCUCGAGGAAACUCUUCGAAGCAAAAAUAUUGAUGCUGUCGUGAUCGCGGGUCUAGCGUAUGACAUUUGUGUCAGAUUCACCUGUCUGGACGCUGUGCGGCUGAACUUCCUCGCUGCCGUUAUUCCGGAAUGUAGUGCAGGUCUGAACAAAAAAGGAAUUGCAGAAUCCGAGGAACUUUUUGUCAAGAAUUCCGUUUCGAUGAUAACAACGUCUGAAGCAAAACGAAUUGCCGAGGGAAACUUCUUGCCACCGGAAUGGGUCAAACAAGUCGCACUUCAGAAAUGA
Caenorhabditis bovis is the source of this 945-nucleotide messenger RNA. The record is from the annotation of a GenBank genome assembly. NCBI's taxonomy places the organism in Eukaryota, Metazoa, Nematoda, Chromadorea, Rhabditida, Rhabditidae.